This is a messenger RNA of Mesorhabditis belari, 258 nucleotides long. Lineage: Eukaryota; Metazoa; Nematoda; Chromadorea; Rhabditida; Rhabditidae. The record is from the annotation of a GenBank genome assembly.
AUGGGUAGCCAUCCCGAGGAUAAGAGCAUCGAAGAAAUUCUUGAAGAAGUAGAAAACAAUGAUAAUUUCAUGACGGGCUCGGUCUACGACGAUAGUGAUCUGAGUUGGGAAGAUCGGCUGGUCAACAAACCACCCUCUCUUUUAUUGGCGCAACCCCAGGGCUUUCCUUCUGGGAGUGCUUUGAUUCGAAAUUGGGAAAAGGUCGGGAUUGGAUUACCGAAAUCACCCGUGAACGGAGAAACCGACGACUUCAAUGAA